ACGCUGUCUGUGUUUGUGUUUUUUGUGUCCUGUCAUCCCCGCGACCCUUACCUCCUCUCAUCACCCUCACCUCCUCUCAUCACCCUCACCUCCACUCGACCAUACACUUGACCAUCCACUUGACCUUGCAUCUCAUCUCGACACUCGCGUCAUCACCAUGUGGCGUUCGUUGAUUGAUACGUACACCAAGCGCAUUGAGCAAGAUGUUGGCGGCGUCGGGUUGCUGGAGAAGCUUGUCAUGUAUGCAAGCCAGCUGACGCCAACAAUCUCAAGCAGUGAUGAAGUCUUCUACACAUUCUCCACGCUGUCGCGGCUGCUGCGCCUGGGCAACGAUGCACUGCUCUCGCGGGCGACGACGAGCAUGUCCUCAUAUCCGGGCACGCGGCCGGAUCCGCUGCAGCUGCGGCUCAUCACCCUCCUCGCCAUAUUGGAGGAUGUCGACGUGCUGCUUGAGGUGCUGGCGCGUCGCGUCGGCGAAGAGAAACUGCAGCGCAGGAUGGUCGUCCUCAUUGAAAUCAUCAGGGCUGCGAGUCGGGGUGUGCUGCUGCUGAAGCACGGCAACCACACGUUCUCGCCCUCAGCCGCCCUGCAGAUCAACAGAGAGGCGCUCACGUGCGAGGACUGCGCACAGGGGCAACUGCUGGUGGACGGGCUGUGCCGCGUGUGCGAUAAGGAAUUCUUUCAGCAGUACACACAGCGCAAGGCAGCCGGCACACUGGACGACUUGGCGUGCCCAGGGUGCCACGAAUACGUGGAUGUGUCUGAGCUGUGCUCGUGGUUUGAGGAGCGCGGGCCGCGGUCGGGCGUGACGAUGACGGCGACACGACAGGAAGAAAGCAUCAUUGGGGGCCACAACUGCCGCAUGUGCCGUCUCCGCCAAUCCCGCGCUUUCAAGGCUGCCUCGGCCUACAAGCUCAUGCGCGAGAGACAAACAAAAGGCCUGGUGAGCAGUGCGCUGACGCUGCCGCUGCUGUGCGCUGAAGGACUUGACAUCAUCCGCCCCUCUGUCCAUCUUGCGCUGCAGGGGCUGCUGGGGCGCAAGUCGUGGACCGCGUACGGCGUCUCGCUCCUCGUCGACAUCAUUGUCACGUAUCUUCGUGCCGCGCAAUUCAAACAUCUGCGGCCACACGAGCGGCGGUGGCACAAACGCCGGGCCCUGCUGCUCAUCAAAUACCUCAUCCGAACGCCCGUCCUCGAAGACAUCACAAGCCCGCGUGUGGAGUCUGUGAUGGUGUUUGUGCGGCGUUUUGUUCCGCUUGGAAACAUUGCCGCGUCCUCCGUCACGUCGCAGCUCUCCUCCAUGCAGUCCCUGCACACACUCCAGUGGUCUGACAAGCUCGUCUGAUGCUCGCUGCUGUUGGUGACUGGUGCCACUGAAUGGUGGUGGUGACUGGUGGUGACUGGUGGUGAUGACAAUGUUGUGAUUGGUGUGGCCGUCACCAUUGUUGUGCGUUGUUCACGUUGAUGGAAUGUGUGCGCAUUCGUUCGUUCGUUCGUUCUCCCCUUUGUCGUCUUCAUGCGUUGUGUGCACUCCGCACAUGCUCUGUUACGUGUUCCUUUACACUUGUUCCUUCAUGUGCACCCGACUAAACAGCCGCGCGAACCAGACUGCACAGCAGACAACAGCGUGGGCAAC
Molecule: messenger RNA, 1636 nt
Organism: Salpingoeca rosetta
Lineage: Eukaryota; Choanoflagellata; Craspedida; Salpingoecidae
Exons: 15
Coding region: 158-1345 (395 amino acids)
Biological process (GO): peroxisome organization
Cellular component (GO): peroxisomal membrane
Source: RefSeq, a predicted model, not a curated record